Dendrobium catenatum is the source of this 996-nucleotide messenger RNA. RefSeq lists its product as uncharacterized. The transcript is spliced from 2 exons. Lineage: Eukaryota; Viridiplantae; Streptophyta; Magnoliopsida; Asparagales; Orchidaceae. The record is from RefSeq and is a predicted model, not a curated record. The coding region runs from base 1 to 996 and encodes 331 amino acids.
AUGGACGGACGAAUGCCAAGAAGCCUACGAACAGCUACGAAAGUAUUUGAACCAACGCCCGGAGAAAAGUUGUAUUUAUACAUAGCUGUUUCGGCCCAAGCCAUCAGUUCGGUCUUGGUACGGGAAGAAAAUGCUACGCAAUACGCCGUCUACUAUGUCUGUAAAAUCCUAUCUGAAACGGAGGGGCGUUAUCCCUUAGCAGAUAAGAAAGCAUUAACGUUAGUUUAUUCUGUCAGGAAACUACGUCCUUACUUCCAAGCCCACUCAAUAGAAGUUUACACAAAUCUGCCGCUGAAAAGUAUUCUGCAAAAACCAGAAGCAUCGGGUAGGCUCGUUAAGUGGUCUGUAGAACUUGACGAAUUCGACAUUCACUACUUGCUUAGACCCAAUAUAAAAUCUCAAGCACUCGCAGAUUUCAUGGUUGAAUGCACCAUCCCAACAUCUGAUGUUCAACCAAGUACUUUGCCUUCUCCCCGUGUUGGACGUUAUGCUCUUUCAAAACUUACAGCAUCAACAACGGGAGACAUCUACAAGAGAAAGUGCAUUGAGAAGAUCCACUUUCCCAGCAUUCAAGGUCCAUGGGUCAUACAGUCAAUCGAUGAAUCAAGGGAGGUGUCCUGGAUCAAUCCCAUCUUGUCUUUUUUGCAAGAUGGGGUGCUGCCUAAAGAACCCAUGGCUGUAACAAGACUUCGAAGACGAGCAGCAAAUUUCACCAUCAUCGGUGGUGAGUUGUAUAAACGCGCUUUCACCGGACCAUACCUGAAAUGUCUCCCACCUUUAGAAGCUGAUUAUGCGCUCCGAGAAGUUCAUUCGGGAGUAUGCGGAGAGCAUCUGGGAGGAAGAGCUUUGGCUUAUAAAAUCAUGAGGCAUGGAUUCUAUUGGCCUACAAUGAAACAGGACGUACUUGAGUUUACACGAAAGUGUGAAAAUUGCCAAUUACAUUCCAAUCUCACCCAUACUCCAGCUCUAGAACUUGCAUCACUUCAAAGCCCCUAG